Messenger RNA from Procambarus clarkii (red swamp crayfish), 642 nucleotides. RefSeq lists its product as uncharacterized. The record is from RefSeq and is a predicted model, not a curated record. NCBI's taxonomy places the organism in Eukaryota, Metazoa, Arthropoda, Malacostraca, Decapoda, Cambaridae.
AUGUGUGCACCCCCGGUGUACGAGCCUACACCCAUCUGUGUAACCCUGGUGUACGACCCCACACCCAUCUGUGUACCCCCGGUGUACGACCCCACACCCAUCUGUGUAACCCUGGUGUACGACCCCACACCCAUCUGUGUACCCCCGGUGUACGACCCCACACCCAUCUGUGUACCCCCGGUGUACGACCCCACACCCAUGUGUGCACCCCCGGUGUACGAGCCUACACCCAUCUGUGUAACCCUGGUGUACGACCCCACACCCAUCUGUGUACCCCCGGUGUACGACCCCACACCCAUCUGUGUAACCCUGGUGUACGACCCCACACCCAUCUGUGUACCCCCGGUGUACGACCCCACACCCAUCUGUGUACCCCCGGUGUACGACCCCACACCCAUCUGUGUACCCCCGGUGUACGACCCCACACCCAUCUGUGUACCCCCGGUGUACGACCCCACACCCAUCUGUGUACCCACGGUGUACGACCCCACACCCAUCUGUGUACCCACGGUGUACGACCCCACACCCAUCUGUGUACCCACGGUGUACGACCCCACACCCAUCUGUGUAUCCCCGGUGUACGACCCCACACCCCGCCUCCAGGACGACCUGUACACGAGGAAUGUGCAAACGCAUCUCUGA